This is a messenger RNA of Alosa alosa (allis shad), 919 nucleotides long. RefSeq lists its product as uncharacterized. Lineage: Eukaryota; Metazoa; Chordata; Actinopteri; Clupeiformes; Clupeidae. The record is from RefSeq and is a predicted model, not a curated record. The transcript has 2 exons. The coding region runs from base 1 to 654 and encodes 217 amino acids.
AUGGCAAAUGCGUUCAUUCUUCUGCUUGGAAAUACUGCAAACGCCCAUAGAGAGUUCAUACGCCUGGUGGCUCAGAAAGUGUCGGUAAAUGAAGUACCAAACAUCCAAAAGUGUGACAUCAUCCUUGCCUUCUGCCCAAUUGUCUCUCGAGUGGGGACUGACAUUGAGGCUGCCCUUACGAGGAUCCCAGAUAUAGGCAAACCUGUCAUCCUGGCUGUGCUCCACCACACCUUUGACAGAGACUAUGUUGUGCCUAACACAAGUAGGUUUGUACAGCGCCCCAAUGUCACCACCGUGGACUGCAUCUUCAGUGAAGACGAGGGACUGUUUGCAUGCCCUCGGAAUGAUGCAGCCGUAGAUACUGUUAAAGACACAUUUCAGCCACAGCAGCCUGCUGGGAGGGCUCAGAGCGAUUUUACGGCUGCGGUGGAUUUUGUCCUGCAGUGUGUCAUGUUGCCCCUCACGCUCAUUUUUGUCUGCUUGGACCUGCUGUGUGACCUGCUGUCUGACGCUCCACCCCGUCACAGGUCUGCUCUGAGAGACCGCUUCUCAAAUACAUAUGUUCUUCUGCUGGCAGUUGUUUCUGCCUGGGUCGUGGUGGUGAUAAUCCUCAUUAUAAUGCUGACCAUGUUGUUCACCACUGAUUCAGCUUAAAUGUGGUUAAUACAGAAGAAAGCUUAUAGAAGCCCCAGGUUGCAUGUGUAGUAUGAUGUAAAAUUAUUUUAUCAGAGGCAAUCACAUAUAUGUUUUUUUGCCUUUCCUGACACAAUGGCACUGCCACUGAGGCUGCUGUUUAUAAUACGUUUUGUGCCAGGAUAAACUUUUAACAACACAUUUGAAGACGAAUGUUGGACUUAUUUACUGUAUUUAAAUAAUCACAAAACCAUGCAAUUAUUAUAUCAAGGUGAGUAUAACUAAA